CCAGGUACACAGUCAGCGCUAAGCGGAGUCGCUGGCGGCCGAAAUCAGUCGCAAUCGAGCGAUCAAACGCGUCACGGUGAUCAUACUUUCUUCGCAUGUGUGAGCGCUACAAACAAGACCUAGAGCAACAAUAUCAAAACACAGAAAUUUGAGCAGCGAAAUCCGGUCGGCAGGUUUUCGGUUUGUGCGGUUCUCGGUUAUUUCGAUCCGUUCGGUUUGAUUGGCAGCUUGGGUAAUCUAUCUUCCCCAAUGGAUAUGUCGGAAGCGGUUGUCAUGAAUCGCGUUUUUCGAUACUUUAUGAAGUUCCACGGGUACUUCAUAGCGUUCCUUACCAUCUUCUUCACAUCGGUGGUCAUCGUGACCUCAUUUACGGGCCGCAGUUUGCACGAGGAACCGUUCAUAAUCGAGGAGGAAUAUGAGCCAGUGCACAAAUAUCCAGUUUUAAUCCAGGUAGAAUCGGCACUAUGGCUGUGCGCAUCGGUGAUAUUAGCGAUCGGGGUGUACAAGGAGAACAAAAAGUUUCUCACCCCAUUCCUGGCGCUGUUCAUCACCGAUGGGGCGGUUGUGAUCUUGCAGGAGAUUGUGAACCUCUGCACCGGAAGGGGAUCCGAGCUGGCCACCAUCGAGCCCCGCCAGCUGGUCGUCAUGAUCCUGGUCAACGUGUACGUGUUGGUCAGUUUAAUCAUCCUGUAUCGGAUGUUCGCCAAAGGACCUCUACCGAGCAAUCAGAACAGCUUCGUACGAUUCGAUAACGAGCGGGACAUCGAAAGUCAAGUGCCGGCGCCUAUCGGCCCCCAGAGCCAGCAGCAGCAGCAGAUUCGCAGCUAGUGUUUCAACUUAAUCGUAGAAAUGGUUUUAGUCUUAAAGAUUGUUUGUUUUUGCCAGUAAUCGAUGAUCUGGCGCGAAGCUGUGUUAUACUUUUAAAAAACAUUGUUACAUCGAAUGAAUGGUUUGUGAAUGUACAUAUCUAAUUGAAUGAUGGCAAUGAAGAGAGAAGGGAAAGAGAGAUGAAACUUUCGAAGCACUUUUUAUUGACCGCAUCCAUCCACCGCCCGGCAGCUGACGGCACCACGGCACUGUCCGGCGGCCUCAGUCGAUCGGCUGGUUGUGGCGAAACGGUAGCAGUUUGAUUGGUGUGUGUGUGGGGAAGGUUUGUGGAGAAAGGUGAACCCGGGCGGGGAACCGAAGGUAAAUUGGAUAAUAAGUUUCGUUGGCAAACGGAGCGCGCCCGAGAACCGGCAGCCAUUUGGCAAGCGAAGGAUCAAUGGCGCAAAUGUUUCGAGUGUUUCGAGCGAUUGCGAUUGAAACGGAGCUGAGAAGUUAAAUGGAUACGACGACCAGCGGCUGAAGAAUUGUGUACCUUUCUUUAGAUGUAUUGAAUAAUGCUCCGGACUCAGCGGCUGAUGGAGAUGCGAUUAAAUUCUCGACACGCUCUCAACUAAUUGUUUGAAAUAGCUCAUUAACCCUUUCAAGACUGUUUGGGUAUAUACAUCCCAGUUAAGUUGAUUUGUAGAUGCUAGCUAUCAAUCUCUUAGAAAAUGUUGCACAUUGCUUAUUUGUGAAUGUGUCUUGUUCCAUUGUUCCAUUCCUGAAAAUCCAGUAACACAAUUUCUUGUUGUCAAAACGUUUGUUAUGAGUGAAAUAUCAUUGUAACAACGUUAUAAUUUCAUCUUCAGGAAGUGAAUCGUUUGUUGAACCCUUGUACAACUUGUUCAAAGAGAGCAGAAGGUUUCAUUACUAUGCUGAGUAUCCUAUGAAAUGUAAGUAAACCAAGAGGUAGGCUCGAUGUUAUAAAUUUUGGAUUCGGAUCGAGUGAGAAUCGAUAUUCUAAGUUGAAGCGUUCAUAGUUAUAACAGCUCACUUUUCCGUUGUUAACCAUGAAACAACGGAAGAAGUUCGUGACUUUUGGUGGUAGCUGAGAAACUGAUUUUUGCGAUGAUAAUGAUAAAAUUGAGUGAAAAACACAAUCAUAAUCAUCAAAUUGAUGUACCACUUAACAUUAAUUUGACAACAUAAUACUAAUGACGAAUUUCAUGCCAACACGACUUAAGAGUUGGCAGCACCAUAUCAGAUAGCAGUGAAACGUUGUGGGACAUGGGACUUUGAAGCAACUGUGUAUACUUGAAUCUUAAAAAAAUAUUACUACUUUUUGAAAAGGGCCAAAAAAAUUUUUCUUGAUUUAAAAAAAAUAUAACUUAAAAACUAUAAUACCUACAAAAUUAUGGUCAAAUGCUGAAAUGUAGUAAAUUGUUGGAAAUUUCAUAAAAAAAUGCCAAAAUUUAUUUUGGCAUUUUUUUAUUUAUUUUGAAAAAAAUAUUGCUGAAGAAAAAGAUUAUUUAAAAAAUUCAUUUUUCUCAAAAAUGUAUCUUUUCAAAAUUCUAAAAAUAAAUGGAAGAAUUUCCAACAAAGUUUUCGACCUUAUUAAAAUAUGAACUUUCGUUCACGACAUCAAUUUUUUAUCUAUUAUAGUUUGUGAAAUAUAAAGCAUUUUUGUAUGAAGACCAGGGUUACCAUAUCUACAGAAUAAUCUGUAUUUAUACAGGUUUAUCAUACUUUUUAAAACCAAGAUUCUGUAGAUACAGAUUACAGAUUUUUUUUUGUUUUCGUACAGAUUUACAAAUUUUUCAAAAUAACGAUCCAAUAUUAGUUAUGGCUUGAUCUAAAUAAUAUUUUUUCCCAACUCAACAAUUUUAUUCAUAUAACAUUUGAAUCAGUCUGAAUGAGAUUAAUUUUGGCAUUCAUAUGUAGCGUGUAGUACUGCUUCCUCAUGUUCAAUCUAAGGCGAAAAGAUGCAAAAGUCUGCGUCAUCGGCUAGCUUAACAAUAAAUAAAUAACACUGUUUAUAUUUUUCUUUAUAAAGCACAGUGAAUACGAAUUUUUAGGUGGGUGCCAUAAAAAUCGUCAAAUUCAUAAUAACUAUGCCAAUGAAUGAUAUUUAACCUAAGAUUAUGUUUCAAGAUUGAACUUCCUUUGGGGUCGAAUUAAAUUUCGAAAUGUGUACUGGUCGCGAAUUUUAUGUUAUGUUUUAAAAAUACACUCGAUAAAAAAAUUAGAGGAACAGAAUGCGAAGUUGGAAAUUUUAAGUGAUUGUUGACAUGCUGUAUCUUCGUGAAAAAUAAACGCAUAUCGAUGGGAUGCACAUCAUUUCAAAGCUACAACGUUCAGGUAUUAGAAUAUUUUUUGUACAUAUUUUUAUCUUGAUGUGUGUAGGUAUGGUGGGCAACAAUAUCGGGGAGAAAUGAAAAAUCGAUUUUCCUUUUUUUGUAAAGCACUAUGAAAAUCCUUUAUUCAAAUCGAUACAAAAAAUUUAAAUAAUUUUAAAUAUCUCUGUGUGGAAAGGUCCUUCAGAAACGUUCUUAAAACCAGAAAAAAGCUGAUUGAUGAGGUUAAUUGGAUUUGCUGUUGAGUUGGUUGGCAAAAAAUUGUGUUAGUUCACAAUAUUUUUGAAAAAAAUGGAAAAUCGAUUUUUCAUUUCUUCCCGAUAUUGUUGCCCACCAUACCUACACGCAUCAAGAUAAAAAUAUGUACAAAAAAUAUUCUAAUACCUGAACGUUGUAGCUUCAAAAUUAUGCGUCUCCCAUCAUUAUGCGUUGAUUUUUCACGAAGAUACAGCAUGUCAAAAAUCACUCAAAAUUUCCGACUUUGCACUCUGUUCCUCUUUUUUUUUUGUCUGGUGUAGUUACUAUAAUUCUUCUUCGUGUAAAAUCGUUUGCAUGUAUCACAAAAUAAUUUCCCUUAAAAGAUAAAUAAAAGAUCUUAAAAGAAAGAUUAAUCUUUCUGUUUGAACAUACAGAACCAUGCUCUUUACAUAAGCACAGUAUCGCAAUACAUGGAGUUUUCCAUUAAUCCUUUCCUCUAGCAUGGAUGACAACUUUUGUUUUUACUGAGUAACGUUAUACUUUGCUCCUAAUAAAAUCGUUGUGGUUCGUGAAUAAGUUCACAAGACAUUAAAAUUCGUUUAGAAAAAGGGUGAACUGAUACAUUGUAGGAUAAAUUAUAACCUUUUUUGCUUUCAGCCACCAAGCAGACAAACGACUGCAAAAGGGUUGAUACAGAUUUAGAUACAGACUUUCUAGGAAAAACACAGAUAAAAAGAUUGUUUAGAGACCAAAAAGACAGAUUUUAUUAUGGCAACCCUGAUGAAAACUCCUUAACAUUAGAAAGAAUGAAACUUUAUAUAUACUUAGAUUGCCCAAAAGCAGUCCAAAUGACUGCUUUGCGAAAGAAUAAAUAAUAUGUAAAGAAAUUGGUUUUCAACAAAUUUUCAAUAUUUUUUUAUAUUGUUUACAGUUAAAUGAUAAGUUGUUAGUAAAUAUCAACAAUGAGAAAAACAUUUCACUUGGAAAGAAAUUAUGCAUUAUUAUUUGUACAUUUUUUUACAAAGGAAAGUGGAAAUCUUUUUAUGUGUUUUAUGUUAAUCUUCCGCAAGAAUACUUUUGACAUUUUUUUAUGAUUAUCAUUUGUAUUUUUGUUUUAUAGUUGCAGCAAAGUCGUAUUUGACAAAUUUAGCGUUUGUUAGAAUGGUUUACAUCUGAUAAUUUUGCAGUUGAUAUUUGUGCGUCUUUAUAUUCAGAUGAAUUUUUCUGUCUUGCUGCUUUGUAUUCGGUAAAAAACUGUUCUGCAAAUUGAAACAAGAACUCUUUCCGGUUUAUUUGUCAUAUACAGUAUAAACCUGCACUUGGCCUAUGACGGAAAUAAUUGUUCAUCAAUUGUUCUAUUUAAGUCGAUAGCACGCCUGACUAUUUUCCGAAACCGAGGCGAAUUUAUUUGUUUGUAGGUGUCUACUUUUUUAGUUAUUUUGUCAAACCGAAGAAAUCAUAGGGUUUGCUAGAACCUUCCUGUGCCAUAAUUUUUCUAAAACAUGGGAUCCCGCUUUGGUAAGUAGAAAUAAACCAGAUUUAUUAUGUUAUACCUUGUAUGUUCCACGAGCAUAUAAAAUCCCAAUAUAUGCAUGUAUUUCCGGUAUUACAGUUGUUGUUCCUCGAGAUUCGGCAGCCUUCUUCUGCUGUGCACUUUCUAUUAUGUUUGAUAAUAUUGUUAUCUAUUAUCAACGAGAAAGCACUGAUAAUAUUAUCUGACAUAAUGUUCUUUCUUGCGCAGCCUGACGACCCUUUUACACUCUUGAAAGUAGAUGGCAGCCUUCCAGGAAUAUCACCUUCGUCAAAUUUUUACCACGCAAUACCGUCGGUUUUGGUACUCUGAAAGUUUUUUGUUUUAGAUGUUUCUGCUUUAGAGUCUGAACUUACUUAGUAUCCUAUACCUUUUUUUUGAGCAUAUUGAUGACACUUUCAAGUUCAUCAUUGGUGAUCGACUAUUCAACGUUAUCUUCAGUAUCAAAUGUUUCACUUUGGCUUUACAGAAAUUGAAACUUAUCAAGUGUACGCCCAAGUCCACAAUUUAUAUUUCAUUCUUUGAUCAAAAUUUUGUAGAUCUUAUAGUUUUUAAAUUAAGAUUUUUAGAAAAAAAGUUGGAAAAAAACCCGGUUUUUGGAAUUUGAGCGGUUUUUUUACGCGGUUUUCGGAAUUUACGCUUUUUUUACGCGUAUUUCGAUAUUUACGGUUUUUCUACGCGGAUAUCGAUACUUACGCAGUUAUUUUACGCGGCACAUAUCAACCGCGUAAAAAUUCAAUAUGUUAAUUAAUGUGACUUUCCACGAAAUGAGUUUGUGUUGUAUUGCUGAUUAGUAACUGAGAAAUAAAAAGAGAUACAGAUAUCAUAAUUGUAGCACGCAUAAAAAUUCAGUUAAUCAAUGGUUAGAAUAUGGGUUGCAUUUUUAACUAAUAAUUCACUGUUUGUUAGAUUUUUACACGGAUUUUGAAAACUACCCGGUUUAUUUUUACGCGAAUUUUGGAAUUUGCGUGGUUUUUUUUCACACGGAUUUUGGAAUUAACGCGGUUUUUGUUUACGUGGCACGUAUCUCCCGCGUAAAAAGCGACUCCAGUGUAUAUAGCUUAGGGGGUAUUCUAGUGUAGAGACACGAAUUUCGGACGUUUUUUCGAGUUCCGUUAAAAAUAAACAAAAAAUAUUUUUAGUAUUCAUUAUACCAUUAUUAGUUUAUCUAUUUUUUAGCAAUAAAACAAAAACAGAACGGUAAAAAAUAUUCAUAACUAGAAUAGUACAAGUGAAGAGGUUCGGAAAAAAUUGUGUCAUGGCGUACACGAUUCCAGCCAUUCUGGUUAUCUGAAACAAAAAAUCGAACAGAUUUUGGAUCUGUAAAAAUGCCGCUAUCGCAUGAACCUCAGAAAAGUCAAAACCAUGAUUUUUGACAAAAUGGCGGCCAUUAGAAAUAAAAAAAAUGCUGUCAAAACAUUUUUUACGUCUCCCGAUUUUUUUUUAAAUAGUAAAAAUAGUAAGUAGUGGUAAUAGUAACACAGGUCGGACUCGAUUAUCCGGAGUAUUUUAUUUUUGAUUUUCGGAAAUUUUGAAUAAUUUGUAUAAUAAUUCCAUAUUGAAUAUAUUAGGGUAUCAAAUGAAAGGGUUUGACUAGUAGAAUACAGUUAUUUAUGAAAAAUGUAAAUCCAAGAUGGCGGCCACUACAAAAUGGUGGAUUUCAUAUUUUCUCAGAACCCUAUCAAUAUGGGUAUCAAAUGAAAGGGCUUGACUAGUAGAACACAUUUAUUUAUGAAAAAUUCAAACCCAAAAUGGCCGCCACCACAAGAUGGCGCCAUAUAUAUUUUUUCACAACCCCAUCAAUAUGGGUAUCAAAUGAAAGGGCUUGACUAGUAGAAUGCAAUUAUUUAUGAAGAAUGCAAACCCAAGAUGGCGGCCACUAAAAAAUAGCGGAUUAUAUAUUUAUAUAUCAUAAUUAUAUUACAUUUACCGAGAGAAAAUUCAUUUUAUUUUUAUGACUCGAUUAUCCGGAGUAAAACAAAAUCAAUACUCCGGAUAAACGAGUCCGACCAGUAGUACAAAAAUAUCAUGUUUUAUUGGUUCAUGCGUUAGAGACGCCAGUUGAAAAAACUAGUUUGGUAAUUGUUAUAGUUAUAGAUACCGCAUCACUAAAAUGGCUAUAACUUGGUAAAUAAUGGGAUUUAAAAAAAAGUAUUCUUCUUUCCUAAACAUCAUAAAUAUGAUGAAAAAAAAAUUGAUAUUUUUUCAAAUUUCUACACUAGAAUACUGUCUUAAUGGCCGAUCUCUGAAAACUAAUUCGAACACCAAUAUACCAACUUCAUAAUACUUCUUAAUCUCUUGCCUUUAUUUAUGUUCAUGGUAUAAGACUAAUGUAUCAUCCUUAGUGAUGGAACGAGGCACAUAAUCCUAGCUAUACUUUUAAAACGCUUCAAAUGUUGCUGAGAAAGUGCGAAUGCGAAUUUAUGACAGAUUUUUUAAACUCAAAAUACCAACCAAAAUAUUUAUAUUAUACCCUAAUGGGAUUCCAGGGUUUCUGUGAAAUAUGCCCUUGUUAAUCGAUCAUCUUCCAAAACAAUAACUUGUUUUUUUUUUUGCAACACUUUCUGUUGCUGAUGUACAUUUCGGGCGUUCUGAAUGUGAGUCAUGUUCCGUUCGGCUACGUUUAAAUUCAUUUCAUCUUUACACUAUGUGAAUAGUUUUCCCUCAUUUUUAACAAUCGAGAAUUUAUUUAAGUGGUACAUUAUCCAAAAAUUAUUAUUGAAUUUAUUAGUUACAUUUGAUUUAGAACAUGCCAAAUAUUGUGCCGGGUUUUAUCGAUCCGUCAUUUAGCGUUGAAUUGCUCCUAAAUUCGCUAAUCUGAAACUGCCUCCGACUAAGAGCAUUAACAGAUUUGUUUGCAGAUUCUAAGAAUUCGUCAUUAAAGAAUAUUGUUUCAAUUGAGGUGUUAACCAGCAUUCUCAAAUAUAAGCUCCUAAAAUGCAAAAUACACAACAGCCUCCCUGUGUCUUGCUUUGUGGAACACAGCAUCUCAUAACCGCACACCAGCAUCACUCUGCUAAUCUUAUCUUCUAACCAGCCAUCAAGAGCCGGAUUGUAUAUUUACUUUUUUGAUGACUUCAGUAAUCUGCUCCGAAACGUCUCCGUCUUCGAUGUUGCCAUCGCGCAGGCAGCAGACUGGGCCCCAGGGAUUUGGCGAUUCUGCUUCACGAGAUUGCACAACCGCGAACGUGACCUUCGGCUUUGGUUUGAUCGUAUCUCGAUUGAACACCACGAACUCUGCCAUAAAAGUCCACACACAGCCUAAAUGGUCGUUAAGCUUUGAGUAGAUUUUAUCUAGAAAUCAUCUCACAACACCCUUGGAUGUUGUCUGCCGGAAAGGGAUCGGGAAGAUUAUUGUUCGUUCUGAUGCGCCACUUGUUUUGGCUCGGGAAAGGAGUUUUUUUUCUUAAUGCUCUCAACAUCAAUUAAUUGGACGUCGCUCGAAUGUGCUUGUGCCACAAAUAUGGCAAACUUUGGAUCAUUAAAUCUUGUGACUUUUCCAAAUUCUCGGAAUUUUCUUCAUUUUUACAAUACAUUGAAUGAAAAUUAAUAUUCAGCGUAAAUAAUCCCUUUGCUUUUAACCGAUUCUAACGUAUCAGUUGAAAAAAAAAAACUAAAUGAUUGCAAUUUUAACAAAAAUUUGCCCAGCUACUUCCAUCUCAUUCAAGUUAAAGCAAAAGAAUAAGGUUACCAGUGUCGUUCUGCGGUUGAUUAGCUAACCCGCGUCAACCCUCGCCUUUGAGUUUGUGGAAAUACCACAUUUCUUCAAAUUUAACUGUGCGGCAUAAACAAACGGCAAUCAACUUUCGGAGAGUGAACCAAAAUAUGUCGGAACCGAAAGCAUCAUGCUGUUUGUGUGAGCCAAUUCACAAACAUCCAAUCCUGGCCAUUGCUCUUCUUCUCCGCUGGCCUGUGUUUUGUGCAAUUGCACAGCUCUUGAAAACCCAUUAGCCGCAGUGUCUCAACCAUACCAUACCAACCCGCACUCGUCGCUCACUCAAUGUUUCCAGUUGUAACACAAUGAAUGCCCUCAAAGUUGGACAUUAACACAAAGUGUUUCAACAUACUUUCUUGCUUUCGAGCCCCGUUUGAUUACACUGACCGACGAUUCAUUCACACGUGUUCCCGGAAGUGUAGCUUAGUGGCCAUACGCCAUAUCCAGUUUUAGCGUCUUCUGUCCAGUGGAAGGGGCGGAUGGGUUGCGGUUCAACCCAGGCAAAACGUAUCGUGAGAAAAAUAAUUAUCGCUUGAUGAAUAUAGGGGAUUGUGAAGAUUAGCUCACUUCAGCAGUGUUUUGUGAUUACGAUCACACCGAGGGCCAAAUGUGUUUUUUUAUUUUCUCUCGCUUCAUUGGAAAAGUUUUAAUGUAAUGACGUCUGUUGAUUCUAUCUAGAGGGUGAGGGUGGGAAGGCUUGAGGUCAUAUUUUGCAAAACUUUUUCUAUCCCUAAAGUGACAUUCUGGACUGUUAGCAGAACAAGUUAUGACCUAAUGGCGAUGCUAUUCUCACGACGAAGGUGAACAAUACACUUUCGCGUGACUGUGAGCUGUGUUCAGUUUAGAACAAUUUUAUUAGGCUGCCACUGUGCUCUCUGUCAAAAUUGCAAUUAAAGUUAAUGAUGGAGGCGCAUACUGGCCAUUGUUGGAAAUGUUCUCAUGGGUAUUUUCUUUUGAGAGUAUGCUUCGACUUCGUUAUUCAAAUAAUGACAUAGACUCAUCUAUGCCCAUUCAUUUAUUUACAAAUUGAUUAAGCUACCAAUUCAGACAGCUGCAGACAGCGAAUAAAUAUUGACAGAAUUGAUGAAAGGAAUACAAUGAAUAGGAUUGUUAGAGAUUCAGAGAUAUUGAGUGUAUCUUUCUCUAAUCCAGUCAAACUCAAUCUGCGGCCCGGCGUGCUCUUCUGGUUUGCUCGUUCUACAGACAAUGUUGAUAAAGAAAAUAUUACAAUAUUGCAAUAAUUAUUAGAUAUCGCACACAGUGAUGCAGUUUUGUUCGGUGGAGGCAUCGUACCGAUUUUUAUGCCGUCUGGUGGAGAGUGCUUCGGUAUUUUUGCACCACAUCAUUUUUGCACUUGUACUGGGGUGUAAGUCUAAAAUUUCAAAGGCGAGAGCGUUUCGUUUGGGUGCAAGGAUUUGAGCGUUAAUACUGGUUUGCCGACUAAACGAAGUGGUAUGACAAUCACAUUCGAAAGUUAAAAGGUGUAUGAGUGAUGUCUGUUACUUAUUGACUCAACAACUUUUUUUAAAUUUUCACAACUAGUGCGCUACAUGCAUAGGCAACAAGGACUCAAACCUCGUGCAUUGUUCGCGCGAGAACAAGAAUGAAUCAUGAAUCACCCAUAUUUAACUACAUCUACGAGGCCACACAAACGCGUCCUUUACAGGACCACAUAAGAUUUUUUUCUGAAAAUUUCGAUGCAUACUAAAAUAAUAACCAAAGCAAGCAAAUAUAAAUAUUUCCAAUCUUCAAAAUUUUUGUUUCUCGUCGGUUAUAAUUUCGUAGUCCUACAUUAACAAUGCGGCCUUAUCUUGGACACCACCCUUCAUUCUUUCCCCUUUUAUUCCGUGCGGCGAAUGACGUUUGUAUCUUUGUGGCCCGCAGCGCCGUGGCUAAGGCAUGUUUGUGGCUUCCCUGAUAAAAAGGUUAUGUACCACUAUGCCCAUGUUUGUAUAGGAGACGUAAACGACAAAAUGAACAAAAUCAAACAAAAUGCGAACAUACAUUUUUUGUUUGUGCAGCUUUCAUACAUCGCUCGAAAAUCAACAAUUACCAGUAUUAUGUGCUACGAGGGUCACUAUUUAUAUUUCGGGAAUUGGCAACACUGAUGUCAUGAGAGUCCAUCUGACGGUUCCAUCGUAAAGUUUGACAUUUUUGACGAUAUACGUACUCAGAACAUUUUGUCAUACGGACGCUAUUUGUUUAUUUUAUAUUUAGUUAAAAGUUUGGUCUCGGCAAAAAAAUGGAACUGAAUCAUGAACAUUUUCGUGCGAUGAUUUUUUACGACUUUCGACGUGGAUUAUCACAACAAGAGUGCGUCAAUCAACUUAAUUUGACUUUUGGCGAUGAAGCUCCAUCAACUGUGUAUCGCUGGUAUAGUGAAUUCAAUCGUGGUCGUAGUUCGCUGUCCGACGAGUUUCGUGAAGGUCGUCCAAAAUGGACUGUAGUGCCAGAAAACAUCGAUGCUGUGCACGAAAUGAUUAAGCAAUAUCGUCAUGUAACCUAUUGUGAGAUUGAGGCAUCCCUAAGCAUUAGUUCCACCAGCAUAUAUGCGAUUUUACAUGAACACUUAGUUGUGCGAAAAUUAUGUUCACGUUGGAUCCCAAAUAAUUUGGCAACCGCUCAGAAAAAAGGCUCGUGUCGAUUGGAAUAAAUGCUUUGAAAAUUGGUUUAAGCGCAUGCAAAAGUGUAUCGAUCAUCGUGGCGAGUACUUUGAAAAACAAUAAAAAUAUAUUCGCAGCUUAACUAUUUGUUUUUGUUCCUAUUCCCGAAAUAUAAAUAGUGACCCUCGUAUAAGCUGUUUCUUUGUAGAGUUCAAACAUGCCUUUCAUGAUAGUAUCUUAUCACUUAGCGUUUCCCAAUAGUUGAAUAUUAGAAAUCGUUCAAACACUGCUUAUAUAGUUACUAUUCUCUGUUCACUGCAUUGCUAUGAACGUAGAGAAGCAUUUUCGUUUUUUAUAUUGUAACUACUUGAAUUUAAAUUGCAAUUGCAAUUUUCAAUUAGAUAAUGAAACAAUCAAAUCAGUAGUAAAAUAUAUAUGAUAUUGGUUUUUAACAUUAUCACUCAUCAUAUUAGACAUCGAAUAAUUCAACGUACUCAACAUAACGUAUCAACGUUGGUGUAAGUGAAAAAAACAAACUCUAAAUGACCAGUCAAUUUUGUUUACUUAUUUUUAUAAUGAUCAGUUACAUAAAUGAACAGCCCAUUUUAUCAUGAGUCAUCAAUAUAUACAAUACUUAUUCAGUCUACCUGGUAUCCAGCCGAAGAUUUACGAUUUAGAUACAGCUGUAGAAUAGAAAUUUUACUGCAAAUUCAGCUGAUUAAUUUAUUUUGCGAACGUCUAUUUUGAAUACUUUACCCAAGCGCAAUAGAACACAUCGAUAUUUUUUUAUUUUCUAUUUCAUUCUUUAUUUGCCAAUCUAAUACAACAAAUUUUAAAAUUUUAAUCAAUAGUCAUGUAUAUCUAUAGGUAUUAGAGCCAAAACUUUUUUUUUUAUAAAAUCCUUUUGUGAUUUUUGAAACUGAAGGUCAAUGAAAUUAAAUGGAGGCUUCAAGACAUCUUUCAGUUAUUUUUUGUCAAUAUCUUCAAUUUCUUCAUGUGAUGGUUAGUUCAUUGGAAUUUCUUCUAAACCUAGUUGAUUUUAUCCGACAACAACUGAAACUAUCGACGGAGACGUUUUGAUUAUUAUCAGAACAGUAAGUGCUUACGCUACAGACAAAGCAACCUGGUUGUUACGUCUAGCUAUACGAACAAAUGGUCAUUGAAACGAUUGAUUGUCCGCAUAAAUAGACGCAAACGUUUUCCAAAUGGAAAAAAAUAUGUUUUAAUCCGCAAAAUCUCCUAGGCUCCUUUUUUGGCGAUAAUAUCCUUCAACUGGACAGAUCAUUUCAUUGGGAAUUUGCAUGUUUAUGCUUGUAGGCCAAAAAACAACAAAAAUGCGUUUUCCCAACACUAAUGGUGUUGGUGAUUACGUCUCCUAUGCAUACAUGGGCAGCACUGCUCUAAUCAAAGUGGAAAAGAAGAUGAUUUCAUAAUGCAUUGGGAACUUGAUUAUUGAACGUGUACAUUCCGUCGUGAAGAACUGAUAUUCAGGCAACGGUAUGUAGUCACUAAUUAAUUACUAAAAAAAGGAUGGACAGACAACGUUUGAAGAAGGAGGAGCUUGAAAGAGCAAUGCAGGCCAUCAAGAACGGAUUUUCUUUGACCAAGCAUCGAAAGUGUUUGAAAAUGCUCUAACAACAGUGAAAAGAUCCAUACAGAAUUCGAGAUGGUCUCAAUCUAAUUUUUCUGUUCUUGAAUCUAGCUAAGACACCUGGUAUCGAUCCCAGAACACUGUUACUGAUUGUAACAUAAUCCCAAAAUACUUUACAUACACAUAAGUAUGUUUUUUUUUCGAUGAUCACCCCGCUUCAAAUUUUCAUGUCCAAAAAUUAUCUCUUUUAUUCUAUGAUAUAUUUGGUAAUUUGAAGCUUGAUAUAAUGAUUAAACAUUAUUGAUUGAAAGAAAACAAGUAUACCUCAGUAUACAACGUGACAUUUUUUAUUUAGACCAUAUUGGUUUGGAAGUAUUAGGUGAUUAGGGGGUCCCCCUAUUUCCCCUAAUUAAUGUGUCUCGAUGACCUCUAUUCUGAUCAUGCUUUGUCCGAAUCGCUGAUGUUGGUUUGUACACAUGAUUACUAUGGCAACCGCUUAGCGCGCUUCAGUUUGUUAGUUUUGUUUUGUUGUUCUCUGCGCGAGAUAGGAAUAGUUUCUCUGCGUUGAGAGCUGUUCACCUUUAAAAUGCCCAAGAAAAGAUUGAUUAUUAUUCCAGUGAAUCAAAGUUCCAGUCAUUCGUUGGAAAGCUACUGUCAUUGUGCGUCUUUUUCAGUAUAUGUCAAAAAGUUGAAGCGUAAACAACUUUCGAAUAUGUCGAAUUUCGUACCAACGAGAGUGUUUUUGCGGGGAGUGUUACUUCAUCACUUCAAUAUGAAGAAAAAAGCUGCGGAAAGUCAUCGCAUUUUGGUGGAAGUUUAUGGUGACUAUGCUAGGCAACGUGUCAGACGAGGUUUGCACGGUAUAAAAGUGGUAAUUUUGACUUGGAAGACGAAGAACGUUCCGGACCGCCAAAAAAGGUUGAAGAUGAAGAAUUGGAGGCUUUACUCGAUCAAGAUCCGUCACAAAUGAAACAAGAACCUACAGAUACACUUGGAGUAGCCAUAUUCAAUCGUUUAAAAGCAAUGGGAAUGAUCCGAAAGAUAGAACACUGGGUUCCGUAUGAAUUGAAGCCACGUGAAAUUGUGAAAUGUGAAAUGUUAAUUCUGUGAAGCAGUGGUUGUUUUCAUUCGGUUCUGUCUCGCGUCUGAACAAAACAAUGAAGUUCAUAGCAGAACUUAUCAAUGAAGAUAGUUAUUAUAUUCAACACUAUAUACAUCAUAUUAAUCGAACUCUUGUAUACUCAAUUUUAAUUUAAAAAAAAAGUAGACCUUUAGUUGUGGAACUAGAAUGUACUGGAAUACCACGUGUUCUACUUUCGGAUUCAAACUACUCUGUUAAUGAGCCUUAUCACUUUCUUGCAAUUCGUUUCUACACCAUUUUGAACACAAUAAAUAAUUCCCUAAACUAAUAAAAAAACUAACUAAAAUUUGUUGAUUAACGUGUAUCCUAAAAUAUAUGUAUUCUUCUCUA
Molecule: messenger RNA, 14270 nt
Organism: Toxorhynchites rutilus septentrionalis
Lineage: Eukaryota; Metazoa; Arthropoda; Insecta; Diptera; Culicidae
Exons: 4
Coding region: 250-828 (192 amino acids)
Source: RefSeq, a predicted model, not a curated record